GGAGGAGCGCUAAGGGCUGAGUGUGUGGGUGUAUUAUUAGAAUAGCGACACACACUCUUGUGCUCCACUGCAAGCAUGGCUGGCGACAGUGAAACACAUCUUAAGGGCAGAGCGGAAAACGAGCACAACAUCCGACAGCCGUUCCUGAUCGGUGUGGCUGGAGGCACCGCCAGCGGAAAGUCUUCAGUAUGUGAGAAGAUCAUGGAGCUGCUGGGCCAGAAUAAGAUUGACCGUCACCAGCGGCAGGUGGUCAUCCUCAGUCAAGACAGCUUUUACAGAGAGCUCACGCCUGAACAGAAAGCCAAAGCACUCAAGGGCCAGUUCAACUUCGAUCACCCAGAUGCUUUCGACAAUGAGCUGGUGAUGAAGACUCUGCGUGACAUCAUUCAGGGGCAGACCGUGCACAUCCCAGUUUAUGACUUUGUGACACAUUCCAGGAAGGCUGAGUUUGUGACCGUGUAUCCAGCAGAUGUGGUCCUCUUUGAGGGGAUUCUCAUGUUCUACUCGCAAGAGAUUCGAGAUCUGUUCCAAAUGAAGCUGUUUGUGGACACAGACCCAGACACACGCCUCUCGCGAAGAGUGUUGCGGGACAUCAGCGAGAGAGGCAGAGAGCUGGAGCAGGUUCUGAACCAGUACAUCACCUUUGUGAAGCCAGCCUUUGAGGAGUUCUGUCUUCCUACCAAAAAGUAUGCAGAUGUCAUCAUCCCGAGAGGAGCAGACAAUCUGGUGGCUAUUAAUCUGAUUGUGCAGCAUAUUCAGGAUAUCCUGAACGGAGGAUUCACCAAACGACAGAACGGUUUUCAGAACGGCCACGGGACCCCCAGACAGAGACGGCCGUCUGAGUCGAGUCGACCUCACUGACCUCACUGUGACCUUCCCUCCGUCGAGGAGAGGGCAGAACUUAAUGAUAACAGUGUGCAUCCCAUUCAUCCAGUGACAGUGAAGGGAUACAGGAGCUGAAAUGCCUUUGUUAUUAUCACUAUUAUUUGCAUUUGAAAUGUUGUUGUGGAUAAUUGUUUGCUGUUACAGGGUUUUGAAAGUGUUAUAUGUUUUUAUUUUAUUUUUUUGGAAGGUUUGAUUGCACGCUCAGCCUGUCCUGUCAGCGUGUCGAUCUGCUUUCUUAGCUACUCAGAAAUAAAUGAAUAGUUUGGAAAUGUUUGUUUCCGACUGGAAGUAGAGACAACUUUGAUUACAGUGCUAUUUGCAUACAUACUUGAAGUCAGGGCUCAGGUUGUUCUUUCCACAAAAGAGAAAACCCCUAUUACCUCAUAUUUGAGGCCCUUUUAUGUGAUUUUAAAAUGAUUGCAACAUGGUACAUAAGCAUUUUAUAUAGUUUUUGUUUUGUAGAUUUCUAGUUAAAACCUAAUGUUAUUGUGAUUAUUACAAUUGUACAUAUGACAUGA
This is a messenger RNA of Carassius carassius (crucian carp), 1403 nucleotides long. It is a transcript of the gene uck2b, whose product is annotated as uridine-cytidine kinase 2b. Lineage: Eukaryota; Metazoa; Chordata; Actinopteri; Cypriniformes; Cyprinidae. Gene Ontology annotation, cellular component: cytosol; cytoplasm. Gene Ontology annotation, molecular function: kinase activity; ATP binding. Bases 76 to 861 code for a protein of 261 amino acids. The record is from RefSeq and is a predicted model, not a curated record. The transcript is spliced from 7 exons.